UCUGAGCGCGCACAGCUUGCGCGUCCUCCGCUCGUGCGUCCUCCGCCCGCCGAGCCGCCUGCCCUUCCCGCCCGGCCCUGGACUCAUGUCCCGCCGCAAGGCCGGCAGCGCGCCCCGCCGAGUACAGCUCGCGCCUGCCGCCAACCCAGACAAGGAAGAGAUGGAGAUGUCGGACCUCAUCAUCGAUGUGAAGCUGGAGCCGGACGUGCGGGCCCUGCAGGCCCCGAAGGAGGUGUCCGCGCUGGGACGCUUCGGGGGCGAACCCCGCCACACGCUUGGCCCGGUGCCCGCCGGGGCCGCCCUCCACGCCCUGGGCUCGCGGAGUCCGUGGGCCCUAUGCAUGCCGCUGACCUCCAGCCUUGCCGACCGCCAGCCCUGGACCGAAAAACGCCCAGAUCUGUUGACCUGCGGCCGCUGCCUGCAAACCUUCCCGCUGGAGGCCAUCACUGCCUUUAUGGACCACAAGAAGCAGGGCUGUCAGCCCUCCAGAGGCCCCAGCCCCUGCAAGAGCUCAGAACCCAAACAGUUGCCACUGCUGAGCUGCCUUCACUGUGGGAAACAGUUCACAGGUGCCUGGAAGCUGCUGCGCCACGCCCAGUGGGACCACGGGCUGUCCAUCUACCAGACGGAGCCAGAGUCAGAGGCCCCUGAGGCCCCACUGUUGGGCCUGGCCGAGGUGGCAGCGGCCGUGUCUGCUGUGGCAGCUGUGGGGCCUUCAGCUGAGGCCAAGGGUGCCAGGCUCAGUGGCUUCAGCCGACGGAGCCCCAUCUGCCUGGUAUGCAAGAAGACCCUCAGCUCUUUCAGCAACCUCAAGGUGCACAUGCGCUCACAUACCGGCGAGCGGCCCUAUGCCUGUGACCAGUGUCCCUACGCCUGUGCCCAGAGCAGCAAGCUGAACCGUCACAAGAAGACCCACCGGCAGCUACCACCCCAGAGCCCCUGUAUGGCUGACGCCAGUGAGGAACAGGUGUCCACAGCACCUCCAGAGCCAGCUGCCCAUGCUGCCGCCCCAGCCAGCACCCUCCCGUGCAGUGGUGGUGGUGAGGGUGCUGGGGCUGCAGCCACAGCUGGUAUCCAGGAGCCUGGGGCUCCUGGCAGUGGGGCUCAGGCAGGCCCAGCUGGGGAAGGCUGGGGAGUGGUCGACAAAAAACAGAGAACUGACCCUCCGGAGAACCAGAAAACCUCACCAAAGAAGAUCCCCAAGGCAGCUGGCAAGAGCCGUGGGCCAGGAGGCAGCUGUGAGUUUUGUGGGAAGCACUUCACCAACAGCAGCAACCUCACCGUGCACCGGCGCUCGCACACUGGUGAGCGGCCCUACACCUGCGACCAGUGUUCCUACGCUUGUGCCCAGAGCAGCAAACUCAACCGCCACCGCCGCAUGCAUGGCCUGGAGCCUGGCAGCACCCGCUUCAAGUGCCCGUACUGCUGUGUGCCCUUCGGCCUGCGAGCCACGCUGGACAAACACCUGAGGCAGAAGCAUCCUGAGCAGGGUGAAGUGGCCUGAGCAAAGGGCUGGCCCUGACAUUGUCAGCAGUUGUGCCGACCUCCUUGUCCUUG
Messenger RNA from Octodon degus (degu), 1557 nucleotides. RefSeq names its product zinc finger protein 296 (gene Znf296). Gene Ontology annotation, molecular function: DNA-binding transcription factor activity; RNA polymerase II cis-regulatory region sequence-specific DNA binding. Gene Ontology annotation, cellular component: nucleus. Gene Ontology annotation, biological process: negative regulation of dendrite development; regulation of transcription by RNA polymerase II. NCBI's taxonomy places the organism in Eukaryota, Metazoa, Chordata, Mammalia, Rodentia, Octodontidae. The record is from RefSeq and is a predicted model, not a curated record. The transcript has 3 exons. The coding region runs from base 86 to 1504 and encodes 472 amino acids.